Molecule: messenger RNA, 5468 nt
Organism: Neolamprologus brichardi
Lineage: Eukaryota; Metazoa; Chordata; Actinopteri; Cichliformes; Cichlidae
Source: RefSeq, a predicted model, not a curated record
AUGCCCUCCAACAUGCCUCCCCAGAACACAGAGGCUGACACCAUGCAGGUCGGAUCUCUGGUGGGUGGGGUUAGCAGCAAAAACUCCACCGCAUCAGGCUUGGAUGAGGAGAAAGGAGGAGCAGGAGGCGAGACGGAUGGAUUGGGAGGCGGAGGCGGAGCGGCAGAAGGAGGCCGAGGAGGAGAGGAAUCUGCUAGCGAAGGAUCGAUCGAAGGGAUUCCUUUAAAGCGAUGGGUGAUGCACGGAGCCGUGAUGUUCGGUCGGGAGUUCUGCUACGCCAUGGAGACAGCGCUGGUGACGCCUGUGCUGCUGCAAAUAGGUCUUCCAGAGCAGUACUACAGUCUGACGUGGUUCCUCAGUCCAGUUCUUGGCCUCUUGUUCACUCCUCUGAUCGGCUCGGCCAGUGACCGCUGCACUCUGCGAUGGGGCAGGAGGAGACCGUUCAUCCUGGCUCUCUGUAUAGGAACACUGAUUGGAGUGGCUCUGUUUCUGAAUGGAUCACUCAUAGGUCUGUCACUUGGUGAUGAGCAGGGGAGACAACCAAUAGGGAUUGUUCUUACUGUGCUGGGUGUGGUGGUGCUGGACUUUUGUGCGGAUGCCACAGAGGGACCAAUCAGAGCAUACCUGUUAGACGUGGCAGACACAGAGGAGCAAGACAUGGCACUGAAUAUCCACGCCGCCUCUGCAGGUCUAGGCGGCGCAGUCGGCUACGCGCUUGGAGGUUUGGACUGGACGCACACGUUCCUCGGAGCAGUCUUCAAGUCGCAGGAGCAGAUCCUCUUCUUCUUUGCAGCCAUCCUCUUCUCUGUCUCCGUCGUGCUGCAUCUCUUAAGUAUCGAGGAGCAGCAGUACUCCCCGCAACACGACAGGCUCGAGCAGGAAAGUCUGGAUCCUGCCCACCUUCAAACAUCGGCCAAUGGCAGGGCCGGACUUCUCGGCGCCAAAUUAGAAAUGAUCGGUGAGGAUGAUACGGUAGAGAGCUACGACCUCUAUGACCCAUACGAAGAUGACCAGUCAGAGCAUGGAGACAUGGACUUCCUGGAGGUGGAGCUUGUGAGAAGUAAAAGCGACAGCGUCCUCGCCAUGGCAGACGCAACCCUCGAUCACCUCGACCACGAUGCGAUGUUCUUGUGCCACAUAGAGCCUUCCAUCUUCGCCGAUCACCUCUCGCCCUAUCACGGCUCCCCCUCCACGACCACUCCCUUCUUCAACCCCAAUCGCAGCACCCCACCCCCCCGAUUCGCCAGCAUCAGACGCAGCAGCAGCACGGGAAGUCAAGACUUUCUCCGCCCCCAAAACAGCAGCAAUCAAACGAAUGUUACCACCCCCAGGAUUUCCCGCCUCUCAGCUUUCCUGCAAGAAAUGGAAAACGACGACGGGCAGGAGGCGCUGCUGAACAACCAGCUCAACGAGCAGCGGACGCUGAACGGGCGGCUGUUAGCCAGCGUUACUAAUACUGACAGACUUGGCACUAACAGGCUGAGCUCCAAAGGACAGGCACACCGUGCUGGAAUGGUCAAAGCUGCCAGCACUGGAGCUCCUAUGAGACAGUCACGCCACCGCCACACCUUCUACCGCCAGCCGUCCUGCACUUUUUCUUACUACGGCCGCGUGGGUAAUCAUCGUUACCGCUACCGCCGAGCCAAUGCAGCUUUUCUCAUCAAGCCGUCCCGCAGCAUGAAUGACCUGUACGAAGUGGAGGCCAGGCACAGGAGGAGGAACAGGCAGAGGAACAGACACCGCAGCGGGAACACCAACUCCUCCAGCGGGGACACGGAGAGUGAAGAGGGCGAGGUUGAGACCACCGUGCGCCUGCUGUGGCUCUCCAUGCUAAAGAUGCCCCAGGAGCUGCUGCGGCUUUGUGCCUGUCACCUGCUCACCUGGUUCUCCAUCAUUGCAGAGGCGGUCUUCUUCACCGACUUCAUGGGACAAGUCAUCUACCACGGAGAUCCUAAAGCUCCUUCUAACUCGACCUUAUUGGAUAACUAUCACAAAGGAGUUCAGAUGGGAUGCUGGGGCCUGGGUAUAUAUGCCAUGACUGCAGCUACAUGUUCAGCUAUUCUUCAAAAAUAUCUCGACAACUUUGACUUGAGCAUUAAGGUUAUCUACAUCCUGGGUACACUUGGAUUCUCCAUAGGAACUGCAGUCAUGGCAAUUUUCCCUAAUGUGUACGUGGCCAUGGUGAUGAUCAGCAGCAUGGGCAUCAUCUCCAUGAGUAUCUCCUACUGUCCUUAUGCUCUACUGGGACAAUAUCACGAAAUGAAAGCGUAUAUCCAGCACAGUCCUGGCAACUCUCGCAGAGGCUUUGGCAUCGACUGUGCCAUCCUGUCCUGUCAGGUGUACAUCAGCCAGAUAUUGGUGGCCUCAGCUCUGGGUUCUGUAGUGGAAGCUGUUGGCAGCGUUCGUGUCAUUCCCAUGGUGGCCUCUGGGGGCUCCCUCCUUGGAUUCUUUACUGCCUGCUUCCUGGUUAUUUAUCCAACUCCAAACAACGGGGACGGGGAAUCAGCCAAAGCUUCAGAGAAACGGACUUUGCCAUCGCUGGAAAAUCCCAAUAGCGGCGAAGGGGCUGUUACCGUAGUGAUUGAGAAACCCAGCUUCCUGAAACUCAACAAGGAGGGGAAGGCCACCAGCACUACUGCUUCCUGUCAGGUGGAAAAUGAGUCUGCUCUGUGAUUGGCUGACUGCGCUGACAGACACUUUGCUGCAGAAACAACUUGAUUUGUCAUAGCUGAUGGAAAAGACUCAAAGGUGUGCCUUGAUGUGGAUUUGCUUUGGUCCACUCUUGGCGUUUGUUCUGGCUUUAACAGGGUUUUUUUUUUUUUAAUUUAAAUUUACAUGUCACACUGAAGAAAACAUCACAGUCUACCGUGGGACCAGCGUCACAUUAGACCAACUUACCCAACAAAAGUCAUUCUGGUCCCAGUGCCGCUUCAGCUGUUGACGAAGUUCCUUCCACUUAUCCUUUACGGACUUUUGAUCGAUCCGUCAGGGUCGUCCAGGAUUGAGUAAUUAAUUGGCCGUCGUUUUAAGGAGAGGUUGUCUCCUGUCUCUCAGGGCCUCUAGGAGGUGCUACUGAGCAGCCACCUGGACAGGAAACUUCAGGGGACUCACAUACAUACUCAUUCAAACCCUCACACGCACACAUUUCCUCAUCUAAGUUCAACACAAUCGAAUGAACACCCUAAUAAUGAACUCUAUCGAUGAACAUUAGUCCUUGAAGCUGCAAUCAUUACAAAAUGCUGAAAAUCGUUCUUCCGCACUGUGGAGUCAGGUUGAUUGAGUUUUUGCUUCGUGAUGUGGACGCUGAUUUACGAGAAUGUGUGUGUCUGCUGACUUAAAACACCAAAACAACCCCAACAACACAGUCGGCUUUGCGGGACAUUGCAGCGACACUAGCUUUAAGACUCUAAAGACUUUUGGAAGUGGCAUUUUUUGAAAUCGCAAGCCCGAAGCCUGGUUCCUGGGGAAUUUAUUGACCAUAAAAUUGAUGCUGUUGCCCUCUUUCAUAUGGCAGGACUGACAAAAUCUUUAAUUCAGCCUUCAACGCGGGGAAAAGAGGACAAUAAUCCAGAGGAUCUGCUCAGAAAUAUUGAGCAUGAGAAUAAAGUCGCAUGUAUAUCGAACGAUAAAACGACAGUCAAAAAAUACGCAUGUUUACCGGGUGAAAUUCGACAAGCGUGAAAAUAAGAGCCUAGAUGCAGUGUGUGCAGUAUAUGGGGCAUUACAAUCAAAUAUUGUUUUCAAGAUUUAGUGAGGAACCACAGUGAUGUUUCUGUUUGUUUUGACUAAUCAAACUAACCUAUGCUGCAUGUUAGACUAGCUGAGGAGCGACAAACCAAACACCAGAGAGGAAGAGAAAAAGGAAACCGAGUUGUUCUCCUUUUCUUAACUUUUUCACUUAUUUUUUUGUUUGUUUUAAAAAAGAUACUGUCAGCAUAAAGUUUGCUACUCACUGCACAUUGUUGGAAAAGAAAUGUCACAAGGUUCAGCUAGAACAGCGUUACCUUUUGGAUUUGGGGUUCUAAUAUUUUUUAUGGAUGCUGAAUUUUAUGGAAAUGUUUAAAAAAAGGCAAACAAAUCUCCAUUGUGUUGACAGUAGUCAUUUAUGACAACAGUUUAAAACUUGUUGCUUAAGCUUCAAGAGAAGGUCAUGGCCCUGUUGUGGGACUUUCCACAUCACCAAAAGAAGAAGAACAGAGUAGAUUCUAUAUUUUUCAAAGCAGACCCGGACCCGGUUUUAAGCACUGUAACUUUCACAGAACAAAAGAUAGCACCAAGAAUUUAGAGUUUCACUAAUUUUGAUUGAAGUGUUGUGACAUUUAUUUUACAAUACAGUCAAAAGGCUUUGGGAAAAAUGGUUAAAUCUGCUGUGGUAGCCACAGCAAAGGAAGCAAAACUGCCGAGUUUAGCAAUCCUUAAAGCCAGGAUAGAUACGAAGACCUUGAUGACUGAGUGUGCGAUGACGUUAAACGAUCUUAAUCUUCUAAAUGUUUCUUUAGCUGAUUAUGCUGGACUUGUAAAAAGUCAUUUUAAAGUGUUGUGUUGUUUGUGCCCCAAUAAAUCAGGCCUUUAGUUGCAAUAAGGACCCUUGUUGAUCAGAGUACUGUGCAGAGCUUGUGCAGGCUGAGCAGGGUUGUUGUUGGUGGUGCAUAUUUUUGGGUCAGUUUUCCUUUCAUUUCAAUCAGCCGAAGCAAGCAGCUUGAAGGGAAACAAAAUGUAAAUUGCAGUGGGGGUGAUGACUAAAUAGAAAGAACUGUUUGUAUGUAUGAACGUAUGUAAAGCAUUUAGUGGAAAAGGUGUUUUUAUUUUGGUUUUUUUUUUAACUUGGGCGACUUUAGAAGAGAAUUCAGAGGAUGGCUUUUUUUGGAGGGGGGGACAUGUUUGUGAUUUUUCACUCAUGUGCAAAGUUUAACAUUUUCUUCUAAUACUAAUUCGAUUCCUUCCAUACUUUCAGGUACAUUGAAUCAGAGAGUAAGAUAAAACGUUGCUAAGAUUGAAUGUUUUAAAAAAAGGCCCCUGCAGCCAUUAGCGCAAUAAAAUAUUCUGAAUAAACAUAAAAAAAUAAUUUAAAAAAUCAACUUUGGGGUUAUGGAGCUUUGCAUGCGACGACAACGAUAUGCAUGUUCAGAACACCAAAGUGUGACUGUACAAAUCACUCAAGCUCUUUUCUUUAAUCGUAAUAGGUCAGGGAUGUAUUUUCUAAUGCACGGCUGGAUGUUUGUGUCUUUUUGUUUUCGUUUGAACUUAAAUGUGUUAAAAAAAAAAAACUUAAACGCAACAUGUACUCUUUAAGCUGAAGCAUUGUGCUUGGUCUGGGUCAGUACACUCCUAACAGGUGAGUGAGUUUUCAACAUCCACUUUAUCACUUUUCAAGCUGGAAAGUGAAGAAAUGUGUUACAGGAUGAGACGUCCUUCAUUACAAGUGUAGGUUAGAGACUCCUGGCCGUGAAUACUUGAAGUGCAACUAG